Mytilus trossulus (common blue mussel) is the source of this 702-nucleotide messenger RNA. RefSeq lists its product as uncharacterized. The record is from RefSeq and is a predicted model, not a curated record. The coding region runs from base 52 to 702 and encodes 216 amino acids. NCBI's taxonomy places the organism in Eukaryota, Metazoa, Mollusca, Bivalvia, Mytilida, Mytilidae. The transcript is spliced from 5 exons.
GUUUAAAUGGCGCUGUACAUGUAGUUACACUAAGAUGAAUAUUGAUACAACAUGUUGGAAAAAAGAGUUCAAACGAUAUUCAGACUGAUAUGUAUUUUUAUAAUUACUGAAAACAUUGCAUCAACUUCAACAUUCAGUACAUCACUCACAGUUUGUCCAGCACCUGCUUUGUGGCAAUUGGUGGCGAUAAGAAAAUGUGCCGAUGAAUCAAUGUAUCACUGUCUAUACAAUGGAGUAACAGGGGAUUUCGAUGAUAGCUGUUUUGUAUCUGAACGUUAUCCAGCAGGUAGUUAUGUUUUAUAUGAAGGUGGUCUCAAUUCUAAACAUUGCCCUGUUGACCAGUACCAACCGAUGCCAUACGCAUCAAACGAAGACAAUAAAAAUGAUAAAUGUAUGUACUUAAAGACACGAUGUAAUGGUGAAGGUCAACUCAUACAUGACCUCAGUGAAAAGCCGGAUACAGAUAGCACAUGUCGAUGUGAUUACAGUCGGGGUUAUGAUUUUGUCCAUAAACCGAGAAAUAGAUGUUAUUGUAUACCAACUGAAGAGGAUUGUUCUUGUUAUAAAAAACCUUGUAACAACAACUCAACCAAACUGACACCAGAUUACAAAUGCCAGCUUCAAGGUAUCAUAACAUGUCCUGUUAUACCAAGUGUUAUAUUAGGUAAGUACAUAAAUUAUCAUAGAACACAUGCUGCUUGA